AUGUCUAGCAAGGAAAGGUACAACUAUUUUUGCACGUUCACACCAGAGGGAAAGAUACUUCCAAUUGAAGGAGUCAUCCGGUCGACAGAACACGGCAGUUCCUGUGUGGCUCUCCAUAAUAAGAACAUGGCAGUGAUCAUUGCACAGCGAACAGGAAAAAAUGACAAGCUACUGAACGGGCAGACAAAGAUCAAGCAAAUAGACACCAACCUUGUCUACGUCUAUGCAGGCGUGACAAAUGACGGAAUGAAAUUCCAGCAUGUCCUAAGAGACGAGAUCCAGCUUGCCAACUACAAGUACGGCACACCCCUCCCAAUUAUGCAUCUUAUUGAGUCGCAGCAGUUCAACAAUGCGCUUGAAAUUAUGCGGUACGGAAGGCGUGCUUCUGGUAUCUCAGUUAUUCUCGCAGGAAUUGAUAAGGGGAAAAUAUCUGUGAUUGAGAUGGGCCCCACAGGCGAGGCAAUUCCUUGCUUUGGCUCGUGCAUUGGGUCAAGAGCGCAGUCUGCCAGAACCAUUUUAGAGUCGUACGACGGUGAGAUACUGGAUCUUUCAAAUGAGGACCUCCAGGCCCUUGCGCUUUCUGCGUUCAAGAAUGCCGUAAAUGAUCCAGAGGUGAUCUCCAAUGGACAGUUUGAUGUAUGCACAGUCUCACUCACAGAAGGCGUUAAACUUAUCCCCGGAUCGGAGAUAGAGGCAGGCUCAAUGUAA
Molecule: messenger RNA, 708 nt
Organism: Nematocida ausubeli
Lineage: Eukaryota; Fungi; Microsporidia
Exons: 1
Coding region: 1-708 (235 amino acids)
Cellular component (GO): proteasome core complex, alpha-subunit complex; proteasome core complex; nucleus
Source: RefSeq, a predicted model, not a curated record